This is a messenger RNA of Lindgomyces ingoldianus, 3442 nucleotides long. RefSeq lists its product as uncharacterized. The record is from RefSeq and is a predicted model, not a curated record. The coding region runs from base 27 to 3281 and encodes 1084 amino acids. The transcript has a single exon. Lineage: Eukaryota; Fungi; Ascomycota; Dothideomycetes; Pleosporales; Lindgomycetaceae.
CGAGCCUCCCAGGGAAUCCGAGGGCCAUGUUUAAUCCUUUGGCAAGCAACCCUGUGAAUCAGAACGAAGCUGGAUGGGCAGCCCCUAGCGAGGAUAUUUUGGGAAAUACACAAGCCAGACCACGCGGCUUUACAUCGUCGUCCCAGCCUGGAUUCUCACCACAUCCUCCAUUGAGAAGCGCAGCGUCGAUCCCGGACUACGGACUUAUUCGGGGAGCAGACAGGACCAACUUGUCGGGGGCAUACCGACCCAACAGAGGAGAACCUAAUUGGUCUCACGCCGAGCAACAACCUCCCCUCCGUCAGCUUCGAGCCGAAGAGCCGCGAUCCAGCGUUCGAUCUGGAUGGACCAAUGCUUCCAGUUUCGUCGAGGCCAGUGGCACCGAACGCAGCAGUUUCGCAACUGGGCGCAGUUCGACCAGUGACGCCCAUGUCAGUUUGGUUUCAGCUGAGCGAACAGAUAGUCAGGGCAUUGCAAAUUAUGAUGGUCAGGGCCUAGAAGACGAAGGCGGUGAGGAAGAUGGCUAUGCAGGCCUUGACAUCAUUGACUCGUAUGAUGCUGCAGAUGUCAUUGAGUCGUACUUUGAUGACGAUGACGAGGAAGAGCAUAGACGGCAGACUCAGGAUCCAACCCAACAUAGACGGCAAGAUACUUCCUCAACUAGUUCCCCAGCUACAGAGGCCCGUCGCUCAUCAAGUGCGUCCCCGCAACAUGAACAGCGAGUCUCGAAUGCUGCCGAAUCACAUCCAGUCCAGCAUUUGCAUGAGCGACGCGAGACUCGUCCAAUAUCGUACAUCGACACCAAUUGGUAUCCGCCGCCGCAGCAAGGUUCUCCACAGGGGCGGCGUUCAGUUUCUCCUCUAGACACAGGAAAACAUACGGUCCAAGACUCGCGUUCCAUCCAGAAUGAGCAUUCCAGGCCUAACAGUGGCCAGGAAUCGUACAAUUGUCCAGAGCGACAGAGUAAGGGGGCUCCAUUUCUUCCUCCUCUUCAACUCAGUCCCACUACACUUUCGUACAGUCCUACGGGAUAUCAGAGCCCACAGCGGACCAAUCACAGCCCAACCGAGACCCGGAACUCAUGGCAGCACCUAAGCGGAGCAGGAAAAAUGCCCCAGAGUCCAACUGAGAUCACCAGUCAAGAGAGAAGACGGCCCAGUGAUGGAGGAGUUCCCCAGAGUUCCAAUAGUACUGUCAAUCCGUGGCGUCGUCCCAGCAGAGCAUCAGGACACCACAGUCCAGACUUACCCGCAUCAUCGCACAAGCAGCCGAGCGAUACACGUUCACUUCAUAGCCCUGUAGAUGUGUAUAAACCAGUAGCAUUGCGGCGGCCGAGUGAAACCGGAUCUGGAAACAACCCAGAGUUCCAAGGCCACCGUCGACAAAGCGAGACGGGAUCUAGGAACAGUCCUGAGCUCCAAGGAUAUCAUCGUACCAGUGAGACAGCCGGCCGCAAGAGUCCCGAGUUGCAAGAGGGCCGUCAUCCGAGUUCCGCCAAGUUCACGCCCAGUCCUUCAAACAGCCCAAUUGAGCUCGCACAUGUACCGGUAUGGCCUGUUCGUAGUGAGUCGAAACGAGAGACGAUUCGGAAUGAGCUGCUGGAAAUGCAGCGAUUGCCGAAACUUCCCCUUGCGAAAUCCAGAUUAUCCCGUCAGGACUGGGCUGAGAUCCAAACGUAUUCCAAGAAGUAUGCGACGAAGGACGCAUCCAAUCCAGGAAAUGAAAAUAGGGGGUCACAAGGGAAGCGGCCUGCUCUAGCCGUGCAGGUACCUGCCUCGAAGUCAUCUGAGCCGUUCCCAGUGGCUCCCGAUGACCACGUCCCCCGUCGUAACUCCGCUGACUUCAUGGACCGACGAAGCAAGAUGUUUGAUCUUGGCACCACCCUACCGCGCCCACCGCAAAAGUCCCAUACGUUUGGCCCUGAACGCCCUGGUGACAACCAGCGUAAUUUCCAGACCAGUGCUACGUCGAACCAAGCUUCUAUUAGGCCGAAUUCUCCCCUGACGGAAGCCUCACCUAUUUCACCUCCUUCACCUACGUCGCCCUUAGUGGUGAUGUCCAUAGAGGGUGUCCCGCGUGACCACUACGGCUUCAAGAAGCAGACCCAGCUCAUCGGUGUCAAGGAAUACGACGACUGGUAUGAGAGAUAUCAAGUCCAUGUCGGGCGUCGGCGACAGAAAUGGCAGGCUCUCAUGAAGAAGCAAGACAUUCUUCUCGACGCCGGUAUCCUCCCUGUCCGAUUUCCGGAACGUUGUGACAAGGUCAAGCGCUAUGCGAGGAAGGGAUAUCCGCCGGAGUGGAGGGGUAAUAUGUGGUGGUUUUACUCGACUGGACCGUAUGUGCUGAGCCAGAUGCCGGGACUAUACUCAAUGCUGCGCCUGCGACGAGACGAACUCAACGAAAUUGACCGCGAACUUAUCGAGCGCGAUCUCCACCGAACCUUCCCCGAUAACGACCGCUUUAAGCCAGAUCCCCAACCGACUCCUGAGAAUCCGACUGGCGAAUCUGACGAAGAACCUAAGAUGAUCAAAGAUUUGCGAGAGGUCCUCCAGUGCUUUGCACUCAAUAACCCGUCCAUCGGCUACUGCCAGAGCCUAAAUUUCAUUGCCGGGCUCCUGCUCUUGUUCCUUGACGGCGAUUGCGAGCGCGUAUUCGUUCUCCUCACGAUCAUAACCCAAUACCACCUCCCGGGCGCUCACGCUCGAUCCCUCACCAAUAUUGAAGUCAACGUCCUAAUGAUGCUAGUCAAAGACUACCUUCCGAAAGUCUGGACCUCCAUCAACGAUACCGACGCCAUAAAUCGGGGGCUUGGGGCGUCAUCCCACCCAGACAGCAAAUUCCAGCGCCUUCCGUCCGUCUCAAUCAGUUGCACCAGCUGGUUCAUGUCGCUGUUCGUCGGGGCUCUGCCUAUUGAGACUGUUCUCCGUGUAUGGGACGCAUUCCUCUAUGAGGGGCCCCGCGCUCUAUUUCGUUACGCCCUCGCCAUCUUCAAGCUUGGGGAGCCCAAACUCCGCGCAGUGUCCCCAGAUAGCCCAGAGCUGUUCCAAAUUGUGCAGAACCUGCCGCGGAGAUGUUUGGAUCCGAACGUCCUGCAUGAUUUGGCCUUCGUCAAGAAGGGCUUCGGCUCGUUGACGCAAAGCGUCAUCGAUGAGAAGCGUGCAUUCUGGCGCGCAGAGAACGCGAAACCGAUGUCCGGGCAUGCCAAAUUGGCAGGGGGGGAGGAGAAGAAGGGCGGUUUGAGAAGGAAGGCAAGUCGUCGGUUCCUAAGGAAGAAGGACUGAGUCGUGAGCCUUGCUUCCUCAGCCCCACCCUGUUUACCAUGAUCGGGCGUUGAGAUGGUGGAUGGGAGGUACUUUGGGGAUGAUUAGGGGCACGUCGAAAAGUUUUUUUUGUAUAUUAGAAAUGAAGAUACCCUGGCGUCGGCGGCCGAGAAGGCCUACGG